Quercus robur (English oak) is the source of this 682-nucleotide messenger RNA. Its product is annotated as rapid alkalinization factor-like. NCBI's taxonomy places the organism in Eukaryota, Viridiplantae, Streptophyta, Magnoliopsida, Fagales, Fagaceae. The transcript has a single exon. Bases 110 to 466 code for a protein of 118 amino acids. The record is from RefSeq and is a predicted model, not a curated record.
AUCAUACUUGUUAUAUAGAAGUGUUAACAAAUCACAAUAGAGAAAGAUAGUCAGAAUAGCCAAAAGAGAAUAAAAACAAGAGCAACAUCUAGCUACAACAACAACAACAAUGGCUAACUCAACCUCUUUUAUCAUGGCCUUCUACAUGUUACUGAUCACAACCCUGAUGAUGAUCUACUCCACCAACGCAAGCUUGGACCACAGCUUGAGCUGGGUGCCAAGGAAACCCUCAAACCACUGCCAAGGUUCCAUUGCUGAGUGCAUGGCCGAUGGCAAUGAAUUUGACAUGGACUCUGAGAUCAACAGGCGCAUCUUGGCAACCACUCAGUACAUAAGCUAUUCAGCACUGCAAAGGAACACUGUGCCAUGCUCUCUAAGAGGUGCCUCCUACUACAACUGCAAGGCUGGUGCUCAGGCUAACCCCUAUAGCCGUGGUUGCAGUGCCAUCACUCAAUGCCGUAGUUGAAGCUUUUGUUUGUUUGUUUGUUUUUGUUCUUUAAUUUUCUGCAGGUUUGGUUUCUACUUAUUUGUAAUAUAAGGUUGUAAUAAAAUGGAGGAUUUAGUUAGAAGGGUUCUAGUUCCUCUCUGUUAUUGUAGGGUGUCAUAUUCAUGUCUCAUAAGUUUUACUUUUUAACAGAACUAUAUAGAAGGAUGAUUAUAUAUUACUGUAACUUUAUGUUCU